UAGAGUAACCAAAUAAACUACCUCAUAUGUGCGGCGGCCAUUUUCCUGUAGUCGCGCAAGAUAUUAGAACGUCAUAUCCUGCUACAGAGGGGGCGGACUUAGGGAGUCCUCAGCCGUCAUUUUGGAGAGCCUCAUUACUACAAGAGAUAAAUACGCAGUGUGGAUCCACAGAGUCUUAGUUUAGUCAUCACGUGAUUGUGAAACGCGUCCUGUAUAAAUUGCUGAGUCACUGAAGAUGGACAAGGACCGGAGUCACAUGACCGACAGGAUACUAAACCUAACUCUGGAGAUCAUCUACGUGCUGACUGGGGAGGAUUAUACAGUAGUGAAGAAGAUAUCCAGUGACCAUUUGACACCCAUCGGCUGUGACUCCAUCACUGUGCCUCCAACUCACUCACUGAUAAAUGAGAGACAAAAUGACCAAAUGAUCCUGGAACUCACCAACAAGAUCAUUCAGCUGCCAACUGGAGAGGAGGGGGAGUAUAUAGAGGAACACAGGGGUCUGUACAAGGAUGUGAUGAUGAAGAAUCACCGGCCCCUCACAUCACUGGAUGGACCCAGUAACAGAGAUACCCCAGAGAGAUGUCCCCGUCCUCUGUAUUCCCAGGAUUGUACAGAGGAGAAUCACAGGAUCCCACAGGAGGAUCAGGGUGAAGAUCUGACUGAUAAUAAGGCAGAAGAUAUAAAGAGAGAAGAAGAGACGUAUGUGACAGUUAAUAUUGCAGAAGAUACAGAGGAAGAAGAGACGUAUGUGACUGAUAUAAAGGCAGAAGAUGUAGAGAGAGAAGAAGAGAUGUAUGUGAGAGGUGAUCAGUUGUGUAAGGAGGAGGAAAUUCCUACAGAUAUCAGCACAGCAGAUGGACAGAGAGGCAGGAAUACCUCGGAGAGACAUCUAACUAUGUUUCCAGAUUUGAAAUUAGAAGAGAGCAUCUCAUGGUAUUCUGGAGGAGAAUACUCCAUUACCCCAAUUAUACAUCCAGUGCCUCACAGUGCCGAUAUAUCAUCUGUUCCCGCUAACCAUGAGGAGUGUAACAUUAAUUCAGAUGUUGCUACACAUAGUACAGCUCCUACAGAUUCUACAGUCUUUCCCUCUUCUGAAUUUGUUAAAUCCUGUAAUAAUCAGUCAGUCUUUGUUACACAGGAGAAUCGCACAAGUAAGACACAAUUUUCAUGCUCUGAGUGUGGGAAAUGUUUUAAAUAUAAAGCAAAUUUUAUUGAACAUCAGAGAAGUCACACAGGCGAGAAGCCAUUUCCAUGCUCUGAAUGUGGGAAAUGUUUUACACAGAAGUCGAAUCUUGUUACACAUCUAAAAAAUCACAGAGAUAAGAGACCAUUUUCAUGCUCUGCGUGUGGGAAAUGUUUUACAUAUAAAUCACGUCUUGUCAUACAUAAGAGAAGUCACACAGGUGAGAAGCCAUUUUCAUGUUCUGUGUGUGGAAAAUGUUUUACAUAUAAAUCAUUUCUUGUCAUACAUGAAAGAAGUCACACUGGUGAGAAGCCAUUUCCAUGUUCUGAGUGUAGGAAAUGUUUUAAAAAGAAAUCAGGUCUUGUUAGACAUCAGAUAACUCACACAGGUGAGAGGCCAUUUCCAUGUUCUGAGUGUGGGAAAUGUUUUACACAGAAAUCAGAUCUUGCUGCACAUCAGAGACGUCACACAGGUGAAAGGCCAUUUCCAUGCUCUGAGUGUGGGAAAUGUUUUACACAGAAAUCCGAUCUUGUGAUACAUCAGAGAAGGCACACAGGUGAGAAGCCAUUUUUAUGCUCUGAGUGUGGGAGAUGUUUUAAACAGAAAUCAUAUCUUGUUAAUCAUCGGAGAACUCACACAGGUGAGAGACCAUUUCCAUGUGCUGAGUGUGGGAAAUGUUUUACACGUAAAUCAGCUCUUGUUAGACAUCAGAGAAAUCACUCAGGAGAGAGACCAUUUCCAUGCUCUGAGUGUGGGAAAUGUUUUACACAUAGAUCUGAUCUGGUUAGACAUCAGAAAAUUCACACAAAAUGAAAACAAUAUCAAUGAGCUCACCGAUAUGAAAGAGGAUUGCAGCAAUCUAUAUAUUAUGAAAAGCAUUGAUAUUAAAAUUUGCAAUUCAAGUACGGAGUGUAUUCUCAAAGGUAUAUUUUCCUCACCUAUUCAUUAUAGAGGACAAUUAAAAAUUCAAGUCGUUGCCAUACACAGACAUAGGUGAAAUUUUCGCCAUCGACGUAAGACUGGAACAGAAUGUACAUGUAUGGAUGUUAUUGCAAUCUACUUAUUCUGUUAGAUGUCGGUAUCUGUUAUAUCUCUUCACAACAUUUUGGCCAAAGCCAAGGAAUUAAUUUGUUUUGACUGUGGUCUUAUUUGCAGCAAGUAAAGAAGAUUUAAUAAGUUGGGACAGGGGUACAACCAGCUCCAAUCGAGGGACUCAAGCUCCUCCUCUUCAUAUGCAACCUGUCCUACCGACACCAGUUUUUGGUGCCUAAGUUUUUUUUUUGUGACAAGUAAAGCUAGUGUUCUGAGUUGUACUCCAGCUUGUUAAGAAUUUGGGAGAUUUUUACGUUUUAUUCUUUCCUCUUUGGCUAAUAGGGGGUGAGUGGGUGAGUUCUUUCCCUCCAUUUUUCUAUGGAGCCUUUAGCUGAUCAAUUAUGUUCUUUUCAAGCCCAGAACUUUAGUAUACCGUAGUUGCGGCAUGCCAGUUUAGUCAGACAGCCAAACAGGCCCCAGACCAACACACCGAUAUUAGACAUCGUGAGAAGGUAGCCCAUCAGGAGAAGCCCUUGGUAAAAGCUCAUCUGUUAUGUUUCAUGGACAAGUGGUUAGAAUCCACUUCAGAGACUUGGUAAGAGAUAUUUACAUAGGUUUAUAUUAUAGAUCUUCUACCAGUUCACUUGAUCCAAGAAAGUGUCUGGCUUUACAAGAGGCAAUUUAGAAGUUUCAGCAGGAAUUGUCCCAGUACCUGCCGGCAGAGAGAUGUGAUAUUUUAUUGAAACCUUUUCCUUGGUCAGAAGCCAGACGGGUCUUUUGGGCCACUGCAUUCAGAGUCUUUACCAAGGUGAUGGAGGCCUUGCUAAGGUUUAAUAAAAGUAGUUACUCCAGAGAUUCUGUUAGAUCGUGUCAGAUUAACAGAACGAAGAGUUGGUUUCCCAUGGUUGGGUAAUAUAUUGUUUAAAAUUAAAUAAUCAAGUCUAGUUCUGGAUUUUCCUGGGCAAACUGUUCAAAAUCAGACUUAUGAGGGUUUUUCCUUCUGGAAGCAAGAUUCCCUUCCUACAAAAAAUGGUAACAUAGCUCCUGAAAUAGAGACGUGUUGGUACUUUAUUGCAUAAAGGCAUUGGGCAAGAUGGUCUUCACUUAUCAGGCAAAUCAUUUUGCCCAAUUUCACUCUCAGAGGUUACAGAUAAAGAUUUGAUGCAGAUGAUACAGGUCCCAUCUUCAUCUGUAAUAUGUAUUUCAUUCUGUUCACUGUUGUAGCAACCUAACAGGUCAUUCUUUUGUAAUGUCAGAAUGACAUUACAUGUUUCAGGGCAGGUGGUUUCUCGAAGAGUCCUUACUCCAUAUCCAUGUUCUGAAACUUUAGGCUGGUCUUCAGUGCCCGAAAUUCCCUUUACAUAGACCAGUUCCUCAAGUCUACAUAAAGGGUCAGACAGUCUCAGUUAAUUUAGACAUUGCUAUUAUAAUAGCAUAUUUGAACCAUCAGGGGAUACCAAGAUUGCCCAGACCACAGAGACAUCAAGGAUCUUCCUAUGAGUGGAGAGGAAUGUGCGGUCUCUCGCCGCUUUGUAUUUUCCCGAGGUGAGCAUUGGGCAAUGGACUAUCUCAGCAGACAGAACCAACAUUUGGGGGAAUGAUCACUCCAUCCAGAUGUUUUCCAACAGAUAGUGGACAAAUGGGUUCAACCAGAUAUUAAUAUGAUAGUGUCCACAUUGAACUUCAAAGUAAGACAUUACUGUACCAGGAUAAGAGAUCCAGGGUUGGUAUUAGUUGUGGUAGUGAUGGUCUUUUAGGAUUAUCCCCUCAUUUACCAUGCUGCAGAAGGUCAUGGAAAAGGUAAAGGGUACGUCAUUCUUGUUGCUUUAGACUGGCCAUAAAGGGUCUGGGAAUUUGGAUCUGCUGUGCAGGUGGCAGGCUCUUGCAUUGCCUGGUCCCUUAAUCCAGGGGAGAUUCCUACAAUCAGCAUUACCGCAUCUAGCUUGGUUAUUCAGAUCCAAAAUGUAUUCAGAUAAGUUGAAAAAGACCACAAUGAAUGUUAGGUGGCCUGCAUCAGCCAAAAGGUAUCACAGAGUGUGGAAAUCUUAUGUGGCCUGGUGUGAAUGGAUGAAGGUCCCCACUUUGACCUUCACGUUGGCACAACUGUUCAUGUUUUACAGGAGGGUCUUGAUGCAGCGUAAAGGUGGGGUUAUCUGAAAGUUCAGUCAUGUCAGUGUUUUGUUUUUUUAAUCAGUAAAAAACUAGUAACAAUUCCAGAGUUCUAGACUUUUGCAAAGCUUUCCCCAUUUUCAAGGCCAGUACUCAACCUCUGUUCAAAGGCAUUUUUUAAAUAUGGCCGUCCAAGGAAAAAGUUUGGAUGCUCCUGUUAUAGACCAUGCUUUUUUCACUGGUGGACUUGUGUAAUUCAAACAAAUGAUAAGAACUAUUUAGAUUUUCAGUCAAUGAGAAAGUUUCCGUUGUGGGGUAUAUAUAUGUGAUAAGUAAUGGUAGCUUUUGUAAAGUGAAUGUGAAACUAGAGACAUUUAUACACAUCGCAUUGCUGUAGUUUAGGAAUCAUAGUUUAGAAUACUCCACUAACAAAUGACUCCGUAGUCAGCACGUCCUCUUCUUUUUACAUUAUAAGAGCUCCUAUGGUUUAGAACGGUGAGUUCUAGCUGUUGGUCCGUUCCCAAGUGCAUCUUUCUUUUCCCUUUUGUUGUACGUUACCCGUGGUCAUCCUUGGAAAACUCUGAAGGUGAAGAUGUUGAUCUGUGCAAUAGUGUUACCAAGGAGCAGCAGAGAGAGGAAAGUGAUAGAGUGAGGUGAAGCUGGUGGGGUUAACGGCAAAAAUCUAAAAAAGUGUUAAUAAGAUGUUUUGUGCAGAAUUAUGUUAUCAUUGUGUUGUGCUACUAGGUUUCUCCUGUUAUGUUGAUGCUUCCCCACCUAUUAUACUAUAAUGUUACGACUACAACGGUGCCAGAUCUUGUGAACUUUUUAGUUAUGUGGGACACGAACAUAAAUGUUUUUGUAUUUUAUUCGGUGAAACCUUUCUAUUAUGCCGUACAAUGACCUUUAAUGUGAUCAGCUUACUAUGAAUAAAAUAAUUUAUACAACGUA
Molecule: messenger RNA, 5275 nt
Organism: Pseudophryne corroboree (corroboree frog)
Lineage: Eukaryota; Metazoa; Chordata; Amphibia; Anura; Myobatrachidae
Product: oocyte zinc finger protein XlCOF22-like
Exons: 7
Coding region: 236-1999 (587 amino acids)
Biological process (GO): regulation of transcription by RNA polymerase II
Molecular function (GO): RNA polymerase II cis-regulatory region sequence-specific DNA binding; DNA-binding transcription factor activity, RNA polymerase II-specific
Source: RefSeq, a predicted model, not a curated record